UUAACGAUAUUGAUUCACAAAAUCUGCAGAAUUGUAAUGUUUUACUACCAAGAGGGGAACAAAGAGCAGAGCUAUGCUGCUCUAAUUGAUUGGUGCUCGCGCUGAAAUAAUGUCAUUAACUACAGCACGGCUUUGUGCGCGAGAAAUGAUGUCGCUGCGCACUUCACCCAAAUCAUUAACUCUGAACUAGUUUUUAUGAAAACGUCUAAAUCCUUCAAUGCCAGAGUGAUGAUUGAUGCGAACAAAGCGGCUGCCUGCAAGAAAACAAGUCUGUCCAAAUGUGGCUUUGAAGAAAAAGGAGCCUCCUUUCAACCUAAUCAGAAACUUGGUUUUGAAGGGAGAGCGCCCCGCCCUCCUACUCCUUAUAACCAGAAAGCCUGUUUGCUGGACGCUCAAACACAACAGGAACACUGGAGACCACGUCGCCGUGCAUGUACCGUUCCUGGAGACCAACUCUGGCUACAAAGACUUUACGGAUUACUCUGGUUCUUUCACCUUUUGACCGCGAGCGAACGACCAGAAGUGGCCAUGGAUUUUCUCAAUCACAACUAUUUGAAUGCGCGCAACCCUUAUGACUAUACUUUUAAUUUCUGGAACGACUAUCUCGGGCUGACGACGUUGGUCACGAAGAAUAACAAGCUCAGCAUGCCCCAGAACCCGAACUCCAUCACAGAGUCCCUCAAAGCGACCCUGGGUUUGGACGAUUCUCCUGCGUGUCCGUGCGUAAUCGCGGGCGGCGUUGUUGGAGAGAACGGGCACAUGGACUGCUGCUGCCCGUCCGGGAGCCCCCCUCCGGCCUCCAUUCUGGACUUGAAGGAGCGUUUCUCGAUACUGAGCCCCUUCCAGAACCAGCUCGGUGUCCAGCCGGAGAGGGAGGUGGGCUUUGGUGGGAGCUUCGCAGGGUUCGAUCUGUUCGGCAUGGAGAGGAAGAUGCGUAAACCCGCUUCCAGGAGCAAGCAGGAGCCCAAAAUCUGCGUCUUCUGCCGAAAUAACGGAGCACCAGAGGAGGUGUACGGAUCCCACGUCCUGAAGACCCCGGACGGCAGGGUUGUGUGCCCGAUUCUGAGGGCUUACACCUGUCCCCUCUGCAGUGCCAACGGGGACAAUGCCCACACGAUAAAAUACUGUCCUCUGUCUAAAGACCAGCCAUCCCAGCGACCAUUAAAGGGAGGCAGGGCUGUGGGUGGUAAGAGGAUGAAAAUAUUCUAAACAGACCUGACUAUAAAGUAAAACGAAUUGCACUGAACAAUUUCCAGAUGACUGUUUUGAUUUAGCCUUUAUCCCAGUUACAUAAACAUAUUGAUUUUAUCUUUUUUUUUCCUCUAAGAUCUCUUAUAUUUUUAUAGUUCUUUUAUCCACAUAGAAUAAUUUUAUGCUUUAUACAUUGGAUUUAUUUUUCUUGCUAGUUUGUAGUCAUUUGAGCGUGUGCAUAUAAAUAUACAUGUAUCAAUAAUCACAAAGUGUGAAUAAAUUUAAAGACAAAGUAUUUUGGUCAUGUAGGGAAACACACUGACAUUGGCAAAGGGGAUGAAUGUCAUAUUUCUACCAAGUAUUUUUGUAUGGUGAGCUAAGCUCGCCACUAUUUUCUUUUUUCUCGUCUUAGAAACCAAAGUUAUGUUUGCCAUUAAAGAAGCUCAAGAAUGUGUCAUUACUGAGUACUUGUGUGCGUCUGCCUGGAGAGGAGGAGAGACUCUUUGAUCCCAUCUGCCCGCCUGAAAAACUCCACAGCAUAUUUUCCAACUUGCUCUAAAGUUGACAUUCAAUCUGCGAGGCAGGAAGAAAAAAAAAAAGACAAUGUGGCCUCUGUGUAGAGCUCAGAUUCUCCG
Molecule: messenger RNA, 1826 nt
Organism: Notolabrus celidotus (New Zealand spotty)
Lineage: Eukaryota; Metazoa; Chordata; Actinopteri; Labriformes; Labridae
Gene: nanos1
Product: nanos homolog 1
Exons: 1
Coding region: 196-1209 (337 amino acids)
Biological process (GO): negative regulation of translation; oogenesis
Cellular component (GO): perinuclear region of cytoplasm
Molecular function (GO): zinc ion binding; mRNA binding
Source: RefSeq, a predicted model, not a curated record